Molecule: messenger RNA, 1659 nt
Organism: Hyla sarda
Lineage: Eukaryota; Metazoa; Chordata; Amphibia; Anura; Hylidae
Gene: PSMD14
Product: proteasome 26S subunit, non-ATPase 14
Exons: 11
Coding region: 162-1094 (310 amino acids)
Biological process (GO): proteasome-mediated ubiquitin-dependent protein catabolic process; protein deubiquitination
Cellular component (GO): proteasome regulatory particle, lid subcomplex
Molecular function (GO): proteasome binding; metallopeptidase activity; protein binding
Source: RefSeq, a predicted model, not a curated record
CGAUUGGUUGUCUGGAAAUGAACGGAUGUGACGUAACGUAUCACCCGGAAGUGCUCUGUGUACAUUGCUUUGAAUGAAAUCCGGCUGAUUCACUGCGGUUCCGGAGGGGAAAAUAUAACGAAAAUCUUCUUUCUUCUGCUCUUAAGUUCACUCACAGGAACAUGGACAGACUACUAAGGCUCGGAGGAGGAAUGCCGGGGCUGGGGCAGGGUCCUCCCACCGAUGCUCCUGCAGUGGACACAGCCGAACAGGUGUAUAUUUCUUCUCUAGCAUUGCUUAAAAUGCUAAAGCAUGGCCGGGCCGGUGUCCCAAUGGAAGUCAUGGGCCUGAUGCUGGGAGAAUUUGUGGAUGACUACACAGUCAGAGUUAUUGAUGUAUUUGCCAUGCCCCAGUCUGGAACUGGUGUCAGUGUGGAGGCUGUGGAUCCAGUGUUUCAGGCUAAAAUGUUGGACAUGUUAAAGCAAACUGGAAGGCCUGAGAUGGUGGUUGGUUGGUACCACAGUCACCCUGGCUUUGGGUGCUGGCUCUCCGGAGUCGAUAUCAACACCCAGCAGAGCUUCGAAGCCUUGUCAGAAAGAGCCGUAGCCGUGGUAGUCGAUCCCAUUCAGAGUGUGAAAGGAAAGGUUGUUAUUGACGCCUUCAGAUUAAUCAAUGCCAACAUGAUGGUUUUGGGACAUGAACCAAGACAAACCACUUCCAAUCUCGGCCACUUAAACAAGCCGUCUAUACAGGCUCUAAUUCAUGGUCUGAACAGACAUUACUACUCUAUAACCAUUAACUACAGGAAGAAUGAGCUGGAACAAAAGAUGCUGUUGAACUUGCACAAGAAGAGCUGGAUGGAGGGAUUGACCCUUCAGGACUACAGUGAACACUGUAAACUCAAUGAGACUGUAGUGAAGGAGAUGUUAGAACUUGCCAAGAAUUAUAACAAGGCUGUGGAAGAGGAAGAUAAGAUGACGCCUGAGCAGCUUGCCAUAAAAAAUGUUGGAAAACAGGAUCCUAAACGCCAUUUGGAAGAACAUGUGGAUGUCCUGAUGACCUCAAACAUUGUCCAGUGUUUAGCCGCCAUGUUAGACACAGUCGUGUUUAAAUAACAGAUACACUGGAGAUCGCGUCUUUUGGUUUUCUUAAGUGGGCUGUGUAUAAAAAAAAAAUGCAGUCCGGCCUCCAGGUCCCGUUCUUUGACAAUACUUUGUUUCAGCUGCAAUAAGGUUCAUUUCACAGGUUGUUUUUGUUAUUAUUUCAUGUGAUUUAGUGUUUAUUACAAAAUGAACCAAAUCUGGUCCAAAUUCUAUGUAAAUAAUGGGGGUUAUACGGACACAAAUUAGGCAUGUGUCUCGAGGCCCUGGUGGUGACGGAGUUAAAACUCGUUCUUUAUCAGUUAUAAACUCUAUUCCGCUUGACUCAAAGACGUUCAAGAACAUGAACCGCUACUUCAGAUGGGGACAUCUGGCAUUGUGGGUGACCUGGGAGCAGCACAGUAACACCUCACCGUCUCUGUUGUGUAAUUACUUCUGUUCCUAGAUGCCAGCCACUUUACAGACUACAAAGUUCUCUAAAACAUUCAUCAGGGCAAAUUUUAUAAAAACCUGCAUUUAAUAUAUGGGAAAUCAAUGCUGCAAGUGUUGCUACAUAAUAAAAAAUACAUUUACACCUUCA